This is a messenger RNA of Mercurialis annua (annual mercury), 1210 nucleotides long. Its product is annotated as ras-related protein Rab11C. The transcript has 3 exons. Gene Ontology annotation, molecular function: GTP binding; GTPase activity. Gene Ontology annotation, cellular component: endosome. Lineage: Eukaryota; Viridiplantae; Streptophyta; Magnoliopsida; Malpighiales; Euphorbiaceae. Bases 159 to 809 code for a protein of 216 amino acids. The record is from RefSeq and is a predicted model, not a curated record.
AUUGACCCGUUUCAAUUUUGAAACCCCCCUUUUUCUUCUCCCAUCAUUUCAUCUUCCUCCUUAAAUUUCCCCAAAUUUAAUUUUUAUUUCGAUUUUCCAUCUCCGCAAAGGUUAUACAGGGGAAGAUCUGAAGAAUUAGGUUAUUAAUAAGAUAAGAAAUGGCGCAUAGAGUAGAUCAUGAGUAUGAUUAUUUGUUUAAGAUCGUGUUGAUUGGAGAUUCAGGAGUGGGGAAAUCUAACAUUCUUUCUAGGUUUACUCGUAAUGAGUUUUGCUUGGAAUCUAAGUCUACCAUCGGCGUCGAAUUCGCUACCCGGACGCUCCAGGUUGAUGGCAAGACAGUAAAGGCACAGAUUUGGGAUACCGCAGGUCAGGAGCGAUACCGAGCUAUCACUAGUGCAUAUUACAGAGGUGCUGUUGGUGCACUUCUUGUCUACGACAUAACCAAGAGGCAAACUUUUGAUAACGUUCAAAGGUGGCUUCGUGAAUUGAGGGACCAUGCAGACUCCAAUAUUGUCAUCAUGAUGGCUGGGAAUAAGUCAGACUUGAAUCAUCUAAGGGCUGUUGCAGAGGAAGAUGGCCAUUCUUUGGCCGAGAGAGAAAGUCUCUCAUUUCUCGAGACAUCAGCUUUAGAAGCAACCAAUGUCGAAAAGGCAUUCCAAACUAUAUUGACAGAGAUUUACCAUAUCAUAAGCAAAAAGGCAUUAGCAGCACAGGAAGCUGCCGGCAAUUCUACUCUUCCCGGUCAAGGAACCACUAUUAACGUUGCCGACUCCUCCGGGAAUACGAAACGAGGCUGCUGCUCUACUUAAGGUCAUAUCUCAGGAGAAAAAAAAAAGCACUGCUUGCAUAGCAAUGCGGUCUCUAUUUUUUUACUUAAUUUUUUUUCCGAUUUUUGGCCGAGAGAGGGAGACAUGUAGAUUACUCAUCUUAUUACUUGAAUUGAGUUUGUGAAAUUGGAAGAGAAGAGAAAAAGUGUACUGUUAGAGUCUGAUGAUAAUUGGGUCUCUUGUUGUGUUUUAUUUCUUGUAUGUUACUUUAUAAAGGUGGAAUUGACUGAUAGCAGAGUGUAGAGUGAGAUUAUAUUAUCUCAACUGGGAGAAAUAGUGGGGACAGAGAGGAAUAGAAGGGGCAGCUUUUUAGUACUUGUUUCUUGGUUUUGUUUGUUGAGCUAUUUCCUAACUUGUAAUACAAGCUAUUUACCCUUUGGAUA